Messenger RNA from Ceratotherium simum simum (southern white rhinoceros), 1561 nucleotides. RefSeq names its product actin like 7B (gene ACTL7B). NCBI's taxonomy places the organism in Eukaryota, Metazoa, Chordata, Mammalia, Perissodactyla, Rhinocerotidae. The record is from RefSeq and is a predicted model, not a curated record.
UGGAGCAAAGUCCAGUUAGGUGAUGGGGUGGGGGUGACAGAUGAGGGGCCUGCCAAGGCCAAGCCCUCCCCUGGCCGUCAGAAUGGACCAGCCCCCAGUGACAUCACAAUCCUGGGGGGGGUUGUCAAGGCACUGCUGGAGGUGGACCCUCUUGUUUCUCCCCCUGGAGCUCUAGGAUGUGGAUGUGAGAAAGGUGAGCAAGGCAGGCAGAUGGCAACGGGAAACAGCUCUAACCCCAUGCCCAUGGGCACGGCUCAGGGUGACCCUGGAGAGGAGGGAACACUGCCAGGUGCUGAUGCUGGUGUCGAGGACACAGGUUCAGCCACUCAGCUGAAGAUGAAGCCCAAGAAGGUGCGCAAGAUCAAGGCACUCAUCUUUGACCUGGGCUCCCAGUACUGUAAGUGUGGCUAUGCAGGAGAGCCGAGGCCCACCUACUUCAUCUCCUCCACUGUGGGCAAGCGCUACUCCGAGGUCGCUGAUGCUGGCGACACCCGCAAAGAGACCUACGUGGGUCACGAGCUGCUCAACGUGGAGGCGCCUCUGAAGCUGGUUAACCCACUAAAAUAUGGUGUCGUGAUGGACUGGGACUGCGUCCAGAAUAUCUGGGAGUACGUCUUCCACACAGCCAUGAAGAUCCUCCCUGAGGAGCAUGCUGUGCUGGUCUCUGACCCCCCGCUCAGCCCCAGCAGCAACAGGGAGAAGUAUGCGGAGCUCCUCUUUGAAACCUUUGGCGUCCCUGCCAUGCACGUGACGUCCCAGUCGCUGCUGUCCAUCUAUUCCUAUGGCAAGACCUCAGGGCUGGUGGUGGAGAGCGGGCACGGCGUCUCGCAUGUGGUGCCCAUCUCAGAGGGCAACGUGCUGCCAGGCCUGACGAGCCGCGCUGACUAUGCCGGGAGCGACCUCACCAACUACCUGCUGCAGCUGCUCAACGAGGCCGGCCACAAGUUCACGGACGACCACCUGCACAUCAUCGAGCACAUCAAGAAGGAGUGCUGCUACUCGGCGCUCAUGCCCGAGGAGGAGCUCCGCCUGGGUCUGGAGGAGCUGCAUGUGGUCUACGAGCUCCCCGACGGCAAGCUCAUCACCAUCGGCCACGAGCGCUUCCAGUGCGCCGAGAUGCUCUUCAAACCCACGUUGGUGGGCAGCAACCAGCCUGGCCUUCCUGCACUCACGGCCGCCUGCCUGGACCGCUGCCAGGAGGCGGGCUUCAGGGAGGAAAUGGCGGCCAACGUGCUGCUGUGUGGUGGCUGCACCAUGCUGGACGGCUUCCCCGAGCGCUUCCAGAGGGAGCUGAGCCUCCUCUGCCCCAGGGACAGCCCUGCAGUGGCUGCCGCUCCCGAGAGGAAGACCUCCGUGUGGACCGGCGGCUCCAUUCUGGCCUCCCUGCAGGCCUUCCAGCAGCUCUGGGUCAGCAAGGAGGAGUUUCAGGAGCGGGGCAGCGCAGCCAUCUACAGCAAGUGCUGAGCAGCGGUCCCCGAUAGGCAAGGCCUUGGGGGCAGGCGGCCACAUGCCACUCUAUACACAUUUACAGAGUUUCGCAUAAAACUUUAACAUGCAAUGG